This is a messenger RNA of Melospiza melodia melodia, 2526 nucleotides long. It is a transcript of the gene RNF207, whose product is annotated as ring finger protein 207. Gene Ontology annotation, cellular component: perinuclear region of cytoplasm. Bases 16 to 2310 code for a protein of 764 amino acids. The record is from RefSeq and is a predicted model, not a curated record. Gene Ontology annotation, molecular function: zinc ion binding; Hsp70 protein binding; transmembrane transporter binding. The transcript has 17 exons. Lineage: Eukaryota; Metazoa; Chordata; Aves; Passeriformes; Passerellidae. Gene Ontology annotation, biological process: regulation of cardiac muscle contraction; regulation of heart looping.
GCGGGGCUCCUCACUAUGCACCGGGUGACAGCCCGGGGAGCAUGGGUGCCCCCCUCACCUCUGCGGGCUGUCAGCAGCCCGUGCAGGUGCCCGUGUCCCCGCAGCCCGGGUGGCCGUGCAGUGCCGUGCCGUGUCCGUCCCCGCCGCAGGGCCCCGAGGAGCGCUCGGGGCUAUUUUUGGGCCGUGCCGAGCGGCAGUGCCAGGGGGCCCCGCGUCACAGGCGGGCCGCGGCACCGCGCUCAUUCCUGCCGGCACACGGGGAGCAGCAGCACAGCUCGGCUCGGAUCCCCCGCCUCACAUACAGGGAGAGAUGGCAGGUGGCAUUUUCUCCCCGCUGGGCAGCUGCUCGGAGCUGGAGAAGGCCAACUGCCACCCGCUGGUGUGCCUGCUCUGCCACGAGCCCUACCAGCACCCCUGCCUGCUCGACUGCUACCACAACUUCUGUGCCAGCUGCCUGCGAGGCCGUGCCAGCGACGGCCGCCUGCGCUGCCCCCUCUGCGGGUAAGGGACGGCCAGGACUGGGGCACAGCCCUGCUCCCUGCAUCCCCAGAGCUGUCCCCAUGCUUGUCCCCAUGCAGGCACCCCUCGGUGGUGAGGGGAGGCACGGGGCUGCCCCCCGUGGACCGGCUGCUGCAGUUCCUGGUGGACAGCUCGGCCGACAACGAGGAGGACGUGCAGUGUGCCAACUGCGACCGCUGCUGCACCAAGGCGGAGCUGGACACCAUGUACUUCUGCAACACCUGUGGGCAGCCCCUCUGUGCCCCGUGCCGUGAGGAGACACACCGUGCCAGGAUGUUCGCCCGCCACGAGAUCGUCUCCCUCUCCAAGCGCACCAAAGACAUCCACAAGAAGUGCCCACUGCACGAGGAGCCCUACAUCAUGUUCUCCACUGAGAAGAAGUCCAUGCUCUGCAUCAACUGCUUCAGGGACAUGCAGGGGGAGAGCCGGGCACACUGCAUCGACAUCGAGACCGCGUACAUGCAGGGCUGCCAGCGCCUGGACCAGGCAGUGAUGGCUGUGAAGGAGCUGCAGACCUCCACGCGUGAGGCCAUCGUCCUGCUCAAGGCCAUGAUCGAGGAGGUUCGGAACAGUGCCAGCGAGGAGGAGGCGGCCAUCAACUCCCUCUUCAGUCGCAUGCAGGAGCAGCUCUCCGAGAGGAAAAAGACACUCCUGAAAGCUGUGCAGAGCCAGCACGAGGAAAAGGAGAAGGCAUUCAAGGAGCAGCUCGCCCACCUUGCCUCCCUGCUGCCCACUCUGCAGGUCCACCUGGUGACCUGCUCGGCCUUCCUGAGCUCUGCCAACAAAGCUGAAUUCCUGGACCUGGGCUAUCAACUGAUGGAGAGGCUGCAGAGGAUUGUCAAGCUGCCUCAUCGCCUGCGGCCGGCCCAGACCAGCAAGAUCAACAGCGAGUACCGGGCAGAGUUUGCCCGCUGCCUGGAGCCCCUCCUGAUGCUCAGCCCCCGCCGCUCCGUGGUGGGCAGCGCUGGUGGCAUCGGACCUGGCAUCACUGGCACCAACAUGCUCCCCGGUGGCCAAUGCUCCAAGACCCUCAUGGUGCCCAGCUGCCCCCCCAGCAGUGACAAAAUGUCCACUGGCCCCAUGGUGAAGAAGCCAACGAUGCACCGGUACAUCAGCACCAAGGUGCUGCUGGCUGAGGGGCGUGAGACCCCCUUUGCUGAGCACUGCCGCAACUACGAGAACACCUACAGGAUGCUGCAGACGGAGAUCCAGGGCCUGAAGGACCAGGUGCAGGAGCUGCACCGUGACCUCACCAAGCACCACUCGCUCAUCAAGUCGGAGAUCAUGAGCGAGAUCCUGCAGAAGUCGCUGCAGAUGGACGUGCAGAUCGCAGCUCACUACUCCGCCGUGGAGAUGAUGCGCAGCGUCUUUGAGGAGGUUUGGGAGGAGACCUACCAGCGGGUAGCAAAUGAGCAGGAGAUCUAUGAAGCCCAGCUCCAUGACCUGCUGCAGCUGAGGCAGGAGAACAGCUGCCUGAGCACCAUCACCAAGCAGAUCGCGCCCUACGUGCGCUCCAUCGCCAAAGUGAAGGAGCGCCUGGAGCCCAGGCUGCAGGAGCCCCAGGAGCCCAGAGAAGAACAGGCCCAGAUGCUGCUCAAGAUCUGUGACAACAAUGAAGUGGUGCCAAGGGAUGCCUCACCUGGCAGCAACAAGGGGGCUUCAGCCUGCCCUGGGGAGGGCUUCACACCCAAGGACACCCCUGGAGACCCCUCCCUAAAAAACAAAGACUGCUGCAGGGGCCAGCAGAAGAGUGGAGCAGAGACUGCUACCCCAAAAGAGCCAGCACCAUAAGCCCAGUGCUGGGCACUUGGCUGGGCUGCUGGGCACAACCAUGCCCUGGUGAGUGACCAGCUCCUCUUGCCCAGUGCCACAAGCCAGGGCAGGAAACAGCCCGAGCAGCUGUGUUUGCAGCACAUACAAAGGCCUCAGGUGGACUUGCUCCUGAAAAACUCUCCUUGUGCUCUUCCUUGCGUGUGUCAGAGUGAAAUAAAAGGGUGCAGUUGUCCA